AUGCUGAGCCAUGAAGCUGCUGAGUCCACGACCAAGGUAGGCCUGGGCCACAGUAUUGCUGUGGGCAUCGGACGGGACAAGUUGUCCGGAACGACGUUGGCAGAUGGAUUGAGGUUCUUCUUUAACCAUAAAAAGACCAAAAGGAUCAUUGUCAUCGGAGAGAUUGGUAGCGAGGCAGAGCUGAAGGCGGCAGACUUGAUCAAAGGGUACCGCCGUGCGACGCCGAACCCCAAGUCCAUCAUCGCCAUGGUCGCCGCCGAUGGCGCGUUCCCUUCCUCGAAGCGCAACAUCUACGCCGAGGCAAAGGUGAAAGCUCUGGAAGAUGCUAGUGCUGUUGUCGUUCCACAUCCUGGUGUGAUGGGCCAGACCAUGAUGGAGCUUCUUGGGAAGAGAUGA
Messenger RNA from Clonostachys byssicola, 396 nucleotides. NCBI's taxonomy places the organism in Eukaryota, Fungi, Ascomycota, Sordariomycetes, Hypocreales, Bionectriaceae. The record is from the annotation of a GenBank genome assembly.